ACGUCACCGCUUGGGCACCAGAGCUUCCUUGUGUGGGACAUCGAUGACUACGGUAUGCAGCUCUCAAACAGGACCAACGUGAGACCAAAACAACUCGCACGGUCUGUUAAAAUGACUACAAAGCUUUCCUAAUGGACUACGCCACGAUGGAGACGUUCGAUGUGUCCGUCCCCCAUGAGCCCCGUUCCGACGUGGUCACCGUGGGGGAGCGGACGCAAGAGGCACAACAACCGAAACCUGUAUUGGACCUGAAGAAAUCACCAUCGGCGCCUGUGGUCACAGCUGGUGAUCCAGCGGCAUCUCCAGAGAUUCCACCGCCAGCAGAAAGGCCAGCCAGGGCCAAAACGGAAUUAGCGGACCUCGAAGAUGUGCCAGAGACCCCGAAGGGCGCGCCUUCGUUUCCAGAGCUAUCCUACAAUCCGCCAGUGCCUCCAGAUGCUGCGGAUGAACAGGCGGAUGAAGGAGACGAAGAACCGCCAGUUGCGACGUCCUUUGAACGAGGUGCUUCCCCGGUAGAAUCUGUGCCCAAGAACCGGACUGCGCUCUAUGAGAGACUCAGCGAGGAUGGCAUUGCGCGGAUGCAUAAAUUCUCUCUAUACGAGACAGCCACCCGGUAUUAUAUGGUUGGCAUGGAUUUGCUGGAUACGCGCUUCCGGAUUCUGAAAAUUGAUCGCACUGCAGAUACGGGAGAUCUUAGUAUCGCUGAAGAUGACAUCGUCUAUACGAAGAAACAGAUGAGUCAGUUGUUAGAUGCUAUCGAUGACGGCAACAAGAGCUCUGGCGGUUUGAAACUGAAAUGCAGCGCUUGGGGUCUUCUCGGUUUCAUUAGGUUUACUGGCGCGUACUACAUGUUGCUCGUCACCAAGAGAAGUCAGGUGGCGAUGAUAGGCGGCCACUACGUUUACCAGAUCGACGGCACAGAGCUGGUAUCAUUGACAACGACUUCCCGAUUCAAGCCUGAAAAGUAUCCAGAAGAGGCCCGGUAUAUCGGGAUCUUGAAUAACCUUGAUCUGACGCGCUCCUUCUAUUUCAGUUAUUCGUACGAUAUCACGAGGACUUUACAGCACAAUAUCUGUCGCGAGAGACUCAACCUCCAGAAGGGCUUGCCACACACUGCCAACCAUGAUCACAAUUCCAUGUUUGUCUGGAAUCAACAUCUGCUGAACCCUGCUGCUGCAACACUGAAGAAUACUUAUGAUUGGUGUCUUCCCAUUAUCCACGGCUACGUCGACCAGUCCAAGCUAUCUGUAUAUGGACGGCUGGUGUAUAUCACAAUCAUUGCACGUCGGUCCAGAUUCUUUGCAGGCGCACGAUAUUUGAAGCGAGGAGCCAACGAUCUUGGCUAUGUCGCCAAUGAUGUGGAAACGGAACAGAUCGUAUCUGAGAUGACAACGACAUCUUUCCACGCUCCUGGCCCGAAAUUGUAUUCGAAUCCGCAGUAUACAUCCUAUGUCCAGCAUCGAGGCAGUAUUCCACUGUACUGGACUCAAGAAAGUACUGGAGUUACUCCGAAGCCAGACAUUGAGUUGAAUCUCGUGGAUCCGUUUUACUCCGCAGCCGCAUUGCAUUUCAACGAUCUGUUUAUGAGAUACGGUGCCCCCGUAUACGUCCUGAACCUCAUUAAAGCAAAAGAGAGAACGCCACGUGAAUCAAAGCUUCUGAAGGAAUACACCAAUGCGAUCACUUAUCUCAACCAGUUUUUACCAGACGACAAAAAGAUUAUCUACAAGGCAUGGGACAUGAGCCGAGCGUCGAAGAGCCGCGACCAAGACGUCAUUGGAACGCUGGAAGACAUCGCGAGUGACAUAAUACCAAAGACAGGCUUCUUCAAGAACGGAGAAGAUGCGGAAUCUGGCCUCCAACUACAGAAUGGUGUCGCUAGAACAAAUUGCAUAGACUGUCUCGACCGCACUAACGCCGCCCAAUUUGUCAUAGGGAAACGAGCCUUAGGGUAUCAGCUCCACGCUUUAGGAGUGAUUGAUGUGACUACGGUCGGUUACGAUACCGAUGCAGUUAACCUCUUCACUAACAUGUGGCAUGACCACGGCGACACGAUUGCCAUCCAGUACGGAGGAUCCCACCUUGUCAACACUAUGGCAACUUACCGAAAGAUUAAUCAAUGGACAAGCCAGUCGAGAGAUAUGGUUGAGAGUUUCAAGAGAUAUUACAAUAAUUCGUUCUUAGAUGCUCAGCGUCAGGAAGCAUACAAUCUCUUUUUGGGGAAUUACAUCUUCUCUCAAGGCCAGCCCAUGCUGUGGGAUUUGUCUACGGACUACUAUCUCCACCAUGCUGACCCACGAGCCUGGUUAGAUCUGAAAAGGCCUAAUUAUAUCUGCUGGUAUAACCAAGAAUUCCUGGAGAAGCGUCAAAUGCCACCUGCAGUGUGGUCGCAGAAAACAGCGAAGGAGCCGAUCGAGUACUUUGACGACUACUGGUUGGAAUACUAUAGGCCUCUAGCGUUGUCCUCAUACUCCAAGAUUUUCUCGUUCAAAAUGAACUCCACGCUCCGGUAUCUACCAUUCCGCUGGACCCAAGGUGGUCGAUACGAUCUCAGCCCUUUCGUCCCUCGGAUACUGCACGAGUCAGUGAGUCGUGACGGACCACAACCACAGCGGAAAGGAGUGAAGAUCAAAGAGCCCUCCGACAACUCCAGCGAUUACUCUAACGGAUCACGCUCAGGCAUCAUGACACCGUCCGCCCAGGCAUGGAGCCACCAGCCGCCUUCAGCAGAGAGACGUCCUCCACCUGCGGGUAUCAUCAAAGAGCCCGCGUUUGAACUCUCCAACGGAUCUAUAAUCCCAACGAUGCCAUCAUCUACCUCAGAGUUAUCCACCACACCUAGCAAAGCCCAGAUUGCGCAAUGGACUCUCGGCCAACUCGUCACAGACAGCCUCAAUCCUUCCGUUACCUCCACCGAAGCCGAAGAGUAUGAACGGUACAUCAACCACCCACUCAAGGUACCUCUAGUCGUGACCUCCGAGGCCGAAAUGACCGCUACCUCAAUCCGCGAGCGCGUCUCCAACAUUGAUUACCUCGAGUACAUCAACAAGUGCGAUCUCGAAGACAGCAGUCUCGACGGCAUGGCGGAAGAAAAUUUGGCAGAUUAUGUAGAGUUCCUGAACGUCUCAGAGGAAGGAUUGACGGUUGUAGCGGAGGACUACGAGAAGAAGAGGUAUAAGCGCUAUCGACAGUGGUUGAGAGGGAAGAGUCUGUUUAAGCAGCGUGUAGACGUGUGAUGUGAUAUGAUGCUCUCUGUUUUUGUCUUUGGCUUUCUCUUAACUUUUUUUAGUAUAGUACCCUUUCUACGAUUGAUGUAAUGAUACCCUCUUCGCAUGUUUAACGUCUGGGUCUACGAAUGGAAUGCGGACGACUCAGGAGUUCUUCAACUAUGUUCUACUAUGUUUGUUUUCGCUCAGUAGUUAGUCGUUCUCGUUUCCUAGAUCUACUUUUUUUAAAAAAAAACUCAGACAUUACAAGCCAUACAACCGAUCUAUCUAUCCAAACAGCUCCUCAACACCACCAGGAGAGAUAUCCACAAACAACAACCCCCUCAAAUCCUCAUCCGCAGUAACAAGAUCCAUAAACUCUUUCUCUACAUCAAUAUCCUCAGUAAGACCCAGCCAAUUAUCCUCCUGGAACUUCCCAUCUACUUUGACUUGUUCCGAGACCGAAAUCAGCACCACCUUGAGCAGAUAAGCACAGCCUUGAAGUUGAUUCUUC
This is a messenger RNA of Paecilomyces variotii, 3720 nucleotides long. RefSeq names its product SacI homology domain-containing protein. The record is from RefSeq and is a predicted model, not a curated record. Gene Ontology annotation, biological process: phosphatidylinositol dephosphorylation. Gene Ontology annotation, molecular function: phosphatidylinositol-3,5-bisphosphate 5-phosphatase activity. The transcript has a single exon. Lineage: Eukaryota; Fungi; Ascomycota; Eurotiomycetes; Eurotiales; Thermoascaceae. Gene Ontology annotation, cellular component: intracellular membrane-bounded organelle. Bases 132 to 3236 code for a protein of 1034 amino acids.